CUCAAAAUGGCAAAACCAAAACAGACGCUAGCCUCGUCGCCAGAGCCUUGGGGUUGGCCCAGCCCUGCCACAUUUUGUGACAACUGCGCUUUUUCCUGCCACCACAUUAAUACCUAACAAUUCACUCACAUUUCAGCAAAAAGGGAACCCAACCUCACGGAUUUCGGAUAUGGCUACUCACUGAGAUCCAAUCACAGCCAUGGCAAUUCCAGUCUCGAAAUAUCUCAAGGACUAAAUCAAGCUACGCCUCUCUCUCCUCUCUUCCUUCCUCUUCCUUUACAUCUGUCUCCCUCUGCCAGAAGAAAUUCAGGCAGCUAACCUUUCUGUCUUUCAGAAACAACCACGCAUCUCGACCUUCUGUCAAUUGAAGACCUUCGACAGUCGUUACUACGCACCAACCAUCGCUGACGCCCCGACGAGACUCACCUUGACCACCUCUUGAAUCCGGCCAGGCGCCACAACCUGUGCUCGUGCUGAGCUUCAACAUCGAAUUCCGUCCUUACGGACGGCGAGCACACACAAAAAAAGAUACGAAUCCCCUCGUGGACAUACUUGACCCUGAGACGACGACACAAUGGCUCUACGCUUUAGGACAGGGUGGAGAAGAUUCGUGCCCGUCAUAGGCUACCACCAUGUCCUCAUGAUCUUCAUAGCCAUUGCAAUUAUCCUACUAUCACUCCUGCUAGCAGGCUGCUCAUCAACCUCCCCACUCAUCCCCGAUAUCUACCUCAUCUCGUUAUACUACCAGAAAUACCCUCCUGUUUUCAGCUCGGUACAAGUCGAUCCUUCGGUCACCACUGCGAUAGCAAACAUUGUGGGAAACGCCGACCUGAACGUCCGUGUAGGAUAUUUCGGCAUCUGCAUCCGCGUCGAUGGAGGAGCAUGGAUGUGCAAUCAAAAUUCCACCGCGCUGGCCGACUUGGUGUCGAUCGAUCAAGAUCCCUUGAAUCUUAUAUGGGUAGCCAGCACGUUCAAGAACGCCAUUGUGUUCCCAUACUUGCUGAUUAUUGCCAUUGUGCUGGCAUUCCUCACGUUCUUGCUGCUGGCGACGUUCCCCGGCUGGCACACGUCGACAGGGCCCGACGGAUCUGAGCAGGAAGUCCGGCCAUUCCCCUCGAGAGCCGUAUCACAGGUGGCGCUCGCAACGAUUUUCAUUUCGUCGGUGUUUGUGCUGGUCAGUGUGAUGUGGCAACACACCGCGGCCGUGGCAGCAAGCACCGUCGCGCAGGACUUGGGGAAUGGCAGUGUCAAGUCCGGGGUUGGAACCUCGGCCAUGGUGCUGGGCUGGUUCGGCUUUGGGUUGCUCGUCGUGGUCACGCUUGGGCUGUUGGUCAUGAUUCUGAGUAUCCAAUUGCUGGACCGUUUGACCGAUGAGGACUAAGAAGAAACAUGUACAAUCCACGAAGGUGAAGAAUGUUUUGACGGCAACGAAUGAAGCGGACGACGAUUGGAUGUGUGUGUAAUAUCUUCUAGCGGAACGCGACAAAAGGGACAAGAAAUUGAACAUUGACAUUAUGCUUUUUUUUGGUGGAAGGGGG
This is a messenger RNA of Cladophialophora immunda, 1538 nucleotides long. RefSeq lists its product as uncharacterized. Gene Ontology annotation, cellular component: membrane; mating projection tip. The transcript has 3 exons. Gene Ontology annotation, biological process: conjugation with cellular fusion. Lineage: Eukaryota; Fungi; Ascomycota; Eurotiomycetes; Chaetothyriales; Herpotrichiellaceae. Bases 575 to 1381 code for a protein of 268 amino acids. The record is from RefSeq and is a predicted model, not a curated record.